This is a messenger RNA of Vespa mandarinia (Asian giant hornet), 8619 nucleotides long. It is a transcript of the gene shep, whose product is annotated as RNA binding motif single stranded interacting protein alan shepard. Gene Ontology annotation, molecular function: RNA binding. The record is from RefSeq and is a predicted model, not a curated record. Gene Ontology annotation, cellular component: ribonucleoprotein complex. NCBI's taxonomy places the organism in Eukaryota, Metazoa, Arthropoda, Insecta, Hymenoptera, Vespidae.
UCCCUUCAUCAUCGUGCGUCGUCCUUCGUUCCAUCUCCUUCCCCCCUUUUCUCGUUCUCUCCUUUUCCCUCGUUCAUUCCGAGCGUCCCCUCCUUAGACCGUCGUCGUCUCAUCGGCCGUCGGCUCGUUAAGGUUCGUCACCAUACGACCAUCUUCGGUAACGCUCGGCUCUACACGUUCGCCAACUGCGACAAACUAAAAUUCAUUUGCGAGAUACAGAAGAUCCCUUCCAUUCUGUUAGCAAACGAAUUCUCUAUCUUCGUUAAAGAGAUAGAAUAGAACAAAGUUCUCUCUCUGUCGUGCUUUAACAAGUUUAUGACUUUCCAUGUUUGAUGAGUGGCGGCCAUGCAGACAGGUGCGGCCGCUGGAACCCCACGACCGGUGGUAAUACGAACAGCGCCGCCAAGCGACGGCUCCUUUCAGUUUCGGACAAGAUGGGCGAAUCUCGCCGGGCAGUAGCUUAGACUCUACCUACAAGACAACACAGUUUAAAUGUUUCCUAACGAAAAGUAACGAUUAAACAUUGUAAUUUAUUUUAUUUAGAGGGGAAAUAAGCUAUAUAUUUUUCUAUCGUGCCGUUAUUAAUAGUGCUAUUCCCGAAAUUCGUAAAGAAUAAGGGGGGAGAAUUGAAGAACAGAAAAGAGAGGAAACGGAAUCCGCGAGUGGCGAAAGAACGCACGGACGUGACGGACAAGGGAAAGUACGUAAAGGAUAAAAAAAGUGCUAUCGUUCGGCGUAAGAGACGGAAAGCAAAGUGGUGCUAGCAUAUAACGGAGGACGAGUAAGAAGGUAAUACAGUAUAUGGAAUCGAGGUGAUAUUGCGACGCCUAACAACGAAGACGGUCACAAAGGCGCCGCCGCGGACCACAACGGAAAGAUUGACGAGGAAGGUUGGUGUAUACGAGACGACGAAAAAAAUAGUCGUCGGGACAAUUAAAAAGCGGAGAAGAACGAUUGUAUUACGAAGACACACUAGCCGUCGCUAAGGCUGAAAUCAACGGCCAAGUAGGCGGAUAAUCUCGCGUACUUUUGCUCUCUCUCCUCUCUCCCCCUUACAACUCGUUCGAUAUCUUUCUUCUUUCUCUUUCUCUCACACUACCUAUCUUUCUUGCGUUCUCUCUCUCUCUCUCUCUCUCUCUCUCUCUCUCUCUCUCUCUCUCUCUGUGUGUGUGUGUGUGUGUGUGUCUCUUUCUCGUACACGCGCGUACAAUUACACAUACUCACUUCGUGUCCGCUCAACGCGGCUGGCCUAGGCUCUCGCCGGUAUUGUGCGUGUGUUAAACAACGACGUGAAGUAAAGUGUAAAAGAAGUUUAAUAGUAGUUUAGUAGUAGUAGUGUGAAGAGUGUACGAUCGACACACCCUCUUGACGCUCGUCAUCCGUUUGCAUCGCCAUCGGCUCGGUUUUCUCUACCCUUUUUUUCCUUUGUAUUUCUCCCUCAUCUAUCAUUCUUUCGGUCUUUACAUAUCUCAUUCUUCGCAUCUCGCGCAUCUUGCGCGCGUAUGCUUUCUCGAAUACAUAAGUCGCGUAUCGAGUACGUAUAUCUAUAUACACACACAUUCUUACAGCAUCGUACGAUAGUAGCAGACAGAGCGCGCUGACGCUCGCGCGCGCGACUCGUCCCCUUUGCACCGUCCAAUCUCUCUCGUUCUCUCUCUCUUUCUCUCUCUUUCUUCCUUGGUCUCACCCCUCCGUCCCUCUGUUCGUACUGCCAUCGCCCUUUCCACCGUCCUCUCCCACUCCUCACCACGGUGCAAAGUGAUUUAUCGUUCUCGCUCGUCGCGUUCGGUUUCGUCGGUGCGUUAAAGGCUCUAUUGUGAUCCCCGUAACCAUACGCGCCGUACCACUGACGUCUCAUCUUCCUUCUUUACCCUAUACCAUCCCCGAUUUCGUCUCUCCAGACGAUAGCCAUCCAUCCAGCCGGUGGCGAGCCACCGCGCGUCUUGUCUCGUCGCGUCUCGUCCAUUACCGUCCUUCACCUCCUCCAUCUUCUCCUCCAUCUCUGGCAGUGCUGCCUCCCCCUCUCACUAGCUCGACUGUAUCCCCCUCUUCUUAUUAUCGGCCGUGCGAUCAGGGGGAGUACGACACGAGAUAUACGACAUUCCGCCGAGCCGUGCGACGGUGCUCUCGGCCGCGUCGUGGCGCGCGUGGUAUCGAAGGGUGUGCAGGUGAGCGGGCACGUGAAGCAGCCGCAUCUUUUCCGUGUACGUAGAAAGCACCGAAGCCGAGGAAGGUGCGCCUAAGAAACUGUUUCCUGCUGUUGCUGUCAGGGAGGGGAAAGGGUGGAAGAGCAACGAGACUCGUUGGCGACCGAUUUGCCAAGACGAAGUGCACGCACUCACAGCGAUAGCUAGUAGUGGUACACCAUCGCCACCUUCACCAUUAAAACUAUUACUGCUAUUUACUACUACUACUACUACUACUACUACUAGUAUUAGUACUACACAUAGCUACAGUUACAACUACAACUGUUACCAGAGCAUCAUUGUUCCAAACUGCUAGAAACUACAUACCGCUAGCAUGUCCGUCAGAAUGGAAAACGUUGCCGCGCCGAGAAAACUCAACUACAAGAUGAUGGGGACGAACGGUCCACGACCAACAUACGUCGGCGCUAACAACGGUAACGCCGGUGGAGGCGGUGGAGGCGCCAACGCCGGAGGCGUGGGCGUGGGUCCUACAAGCGGCGGCGGCGGUGGCGGAGUCGGUGGCGGAGGCGGCGGUACUACGGCUAGUAGUGGCGGCGGUGGAGGUGGCCACGGGGGCGGCGCUGGCGCCGGCGCCGGCGGCGGAUUGAAGGGCAACGCGACGGGAGGAGCGGCCGGGGGCGGCGGUGGAGGUGGUGGUGGCGGCGGUGGUGGCGGUGGCGGUGGACCACGAGGAGGGAAUCCGGUGCAGUACCGAGCGAGCGGCGCCGCCGCAGCAGCUUGGGGCGCGGCGCCGUCGCACGCCGCCGCGGCUGCGGUGGCAGCAGCGGCCGCCUAUCCACCUUACACCCGCUAUCCGAGUGCCGCCGCGGCGGCUGCCGCAGCGGCACAGGUACCGGUCGGUGCGCAACCGUUACCGCCCUCUGCCAACCCUUACGCCACCGCCCCCUACGCUCAGCACGUCUCGUAUGGUGGACAACGGGUACCUACAGCCUCGUCACCAGCCAAUACUACCAGUAGUUCUAGCAGUGCCACUGGCAGUCAAAGCGGUGCAAUGAGCACGAGUAUGAGCAAUAAUGCUAUGCAAGGGCAGCAGGCGGAACAGUUAUCAAAAACAAAUUUAUAUAUACGUGGCCUCAACCAAAAUACAACAGAUAAAGACCUUGUUAAUAUGUGUUCUCAGUAUGGAACUAUAACUUCCACGAAGGCAAUAUUGGAUAAAACAACAAAUAAAUGUAAAGGUUAUGGCUUUGUAGACUUUGAGUCACCGGUGGCGGCAGAGGGUGCUGUGAAAGCACUGGUCGCCAAGGGCAUCCAAGCGCAGAUGGCGAAAGUGGGUAUCUGGUUGCUCCGUAGACUGGCAAGUGUACGUUGGUUGUGCAUGCAACAACAGGAACAGGAUCCUACAAAUCUGUAUAUCGCAAACCUGCCAUUGAACUUUAAAGAAAAUGAUGUUGAAGGACUACUUCAACAAUAUGGACAAGUCAUCUCGACUCGCAUUUUACGUGACACGUCAGGACAAAGUAAAGGUGUUGGAUUUGCAAGAAUGGAAUCCAAAGAAAAGUGUGAGCAAAUAAUUCAAAUAUUUAAUGGAAAAGCAUUACAAGGAGCUAAAGAUCCCUUGUUAGUUAAAUUUGCUGAUGGCGGAAAUAAAAAAAAAUCAAUGUAUAAAAGUACAAUGUGGAGAGACACUGGAGAAAAUAUGACUAUGAAUUAUGAUGCAAGUGGAGUUGGUCAGAAUGGUGUUGCCACAGCUCAUAUGUUACCUACAGCAACUUUAACUCAAUAUGGUCGUCAUUAUGGUCAAGCUGUCCCUGGCUAUAGCGUACCAGGAGCUCCUUGGGUCACACCAUACCUUGUGCAGCCCGCGCCGCCUCAUAUGCAACAGAUGAUGCCAUCUGCAGAUCCUAGUAAUCCUCAAUACAGUAUAAUUCCUCAGCUUACAACACAAAUGUCUACAAUGCAUCUUGGCACUGGUUCCUACAUAGCAAGUCCUCAUCCCUACUCUUAUACUACUUAUCCUCCACCUAGCAUUAUCCAUCCAAUACCACUGGGCGAUUCUGAACAGACCAGUAAUGCAGCAUCUCCUGAUGAUUCUUAUCAGCAGUACCAAGCUCAGCAGCCCAAGUAGGAUACGGUUUAUAGAUACGAAUAUGCUGAGGGCUACAUAAGUUAGAAACGGAUACACAUGCUGAACACAAGGGAUUAUUAUUAACGAAGAAUAGAAUGAGAUAAAUACAUAACAUAAAGUCAGAUAAGAUUCUUCCUCAUGAUAAAUUGACUUGCCAGCCAUCUUUUAUACAUUUUAUCCAUCAGCUAAAUAGGUGAAAGUAGUUAAUAUUUUGCAACGAGUCAAGAAAGGAUAUUGACGUAAUAUGGGGUAUGAGACUGGCGUGUCUUCUACAUGUUCGACACUAGUUCGACUCUUUACACUGUACCAGCACAUUAUAUGACAGUGACAAACUGAUAUUUGCAAUGAACAGUUUAGUGUCAAGCUGAUAGGCUUCCAGGAUAACUUUAGGUAUUACAUAUACUAAGGAGACUAUGAGUCGAAGCUGAAGGCUCGAGAAUGUGAAUAAAUAUUUUAACAAAAAUGUAAACUAUGAAAACGCUGCUCAGAAAUAUACGAAAGAGAAUUCUUCCCAAGAGUAAUAAUAAUAUAAUAUUAAUAAUAAAAUAAUGAUAUAUAAGAAUAAUAAGAAUAAUAAUAUACAGAGAGCACUUCCAAUGCUAGAGUUGAUAAAAAUUCAGAUUCAGUAUGGUUGUAAAUCAGUACCAACCGGACUUGUGCCAGCUGGCUGGCCGGUGGCUUGGCUGUAAGAGAAGGGAGAUACCAUUCGCGUAACGAAUUUCAACGACGUGCGAAACUCCUCAUUCACAGCACAUGCUACUCCACCCGCUUACCGCACUUUUAUCGGUUUAUUUUCGUUCAGACAUUCCAAGCCAGGUACAUGUGUGUACUGCCACGUGGAUAUAUCUUAAUCUAAUACUUCUACGAUAUUUCACGUUCUGUUUUAAUCACGAACGAUACAUUUUACUAAGAAAAAAAGCAACACACAAGAGAGGAAAGCUUUGUUUCUAAAAGUCUUCAGAAUUAUAAUAUACAAUAAUUAUUGCACGUGAACGAAAAAAACAUAGUACUCUUUAGAGAGUGUUAUAUUUAUGAGUACAGUUACUAUGAAUCGAUAUCAGUUUUAAUUGUACAGUAAAUGCAGAUAUUUUUUUUAGAAUUGUGCCUUUUCAGACAAAUCCACUUAGACAGGGAUAUGCUGAAAAAUAUUAUAAUAUAUUUUUAACAUCGGAAUGUAAAUGUGAAACCUGAGCCAAAUUUUGAUCUUCUAGUUAAGAGAAUAUAAUUGUUUUUGCGUUGUAGCCAGUUAAUCAACUAUGUUUGUUUUUGAUUAUGAAUUUGAUAGAUUUUGUAUGUAUAGUUGCCACUAACGGGAUUGGUAAAAUGAAACAUCAGGUAGUGUCGGAGGAGUUGCAUAGAGAAAGAAAAAAAAAAAAUUAAGAAAAGAAAUCAAAUGGCGGAUUCUUGUAAUCGAAACGCGUGCCGCCCGAGAAACUUAGUAAGCUUUGUUACGACGGGAUAUGAUGAUAGUUAGAGUGUAAAUUAAUUUAUUAUAUCGAACGAACGAAUAAACGCGAUACUAAAUGAAUGAAGAUAAUGAACGAACGAUGGGGCGGUAGCGAAAAAAUAGGCGAGAAAUUUCGGUGAAGUGUGGAGUGGAGUGUAUAAAACAAAGUAUAUGAAAAAGACUCUCAAACGACGAUGGUAUAGAAAAAGGGGGGGGGAAGAAAAAAGAAAAAGGUUCUCUCCCUAUGUUUUCCUACCUCUCUCCGGUCGUCGUCGUAUAUCCGGAAAAGUUUCACGUCGUUGUCAGACUUAGAAUCGAGUCGAGGAACGAUUUAGCAGAAAGCUUUCUACCAAAUAUGCGAGCUACGAGUGGCUCAUGUGACAUGUGGCGGACAGGUAGUUAGAUAGAGUUAGAGGCGAUCGUAGCUAUUAUUAUAAUAUUACAAUAAUAUGCUGUAUUAUUAUAAUUAACGAUUACUAUUAUUGACGACAUCUAAAAUAUGAAAGAUUUUUACACUGUUGAGACUUGAAGUAAAUAAUAUAUUUAGUUUAUUUUGGUACAUCACGAUUUGAUGACAAGAGAUAAAAAAUGAAAAAAUGGUAUGAGCUAUUUUUUAAAAGACCGAUUAUUACUCGAUUUGAGUCCAUGCAUUAAGAGAGAAAGGGGGGAGAGAGAGAUAGAAAGUGAGAAUAAGAAUAAGAAAGUAAAGGAGAAAAAAGAAAAAGAAGAAAAAAGGAUGAAGAAAUGAAAGAAAAGAAAAAAAAAUGGAUAAAAAGGAAAGAAAUUGGAGGAAGCAACGAAGGAGAAAAAGAAAGAAGAGAGGAUAAGAAAAGAAAGAAGCGAAAGGAGAACCUAUUUACGAGUGUGUAUUGUUCCAGAAGCGAUUGUCACCACGACUGACAACAAAAUCACAUGUGAUUAAAUAGUGAAUUUUGAGAAUUUUACUAAUAAACUUGUACUAAAUAACUAAUAAUUAUUGUGACGACCAAACAAAGAAAAAGGAUUAGUGCUGACUGAGCGUGAAAAGAUGCUCCGGCCGAGGCGCCCAUGCGGAUUAAAAAACGGAGAGCCGCGGAUCGGGAGGGAGAAAGAAAGAGAAAGAAAGUGAUGAGAAAAAAGAUAUAAAAUUAUUGUAUAGAACGUGAAGAAAGGAAAGGAGCACAGCGACAAGUUGUGUGUAGCUAGUGUUGACUAUGAAUAGGCUAGGCAACCAUUUUGAUUAAGAAUAAAAGUAACCGAAUAAGCGAUUAAAGUUAGGUAAAGUAAAAUUAGCGAUAGUUAGAAUAUAAACUGCCUCGCUCCCUACUCGAUCGCAGGGGGCUAUGGCACCGUUCAGCCUAUGCACCUCGCACCCGUCAAGACUGACUGGCUAUUCAUAUUAAUAAUAAAUAUAUAUUAUUAUUCUACAACAUAUUAUGUCUACUUGUAAUAUAAAUAGUAAGGACUGCUUGCUGCGCACCGCGGGUCGGGUGCUUGGGCUGGCCGGCUAUGGUUUACACAACCAUUUUGGAAACUUCGUUUCCAAGCAAUGCUGCUUUCCGUAAAGCUUUCUUUAGAAUUCUAGCGUAGAAUCUAUUAGAUCAGAUAACGUGUAGUUGUAGGUUAAUGUAGACAAAAAAUGAAAAAAACGUAGAGUGUUUUUAAGUAAAUCAUGUUAGUCGAUAUCGGCUUAAGAGAAAGAGAGAGAGAAAGAAUGGAUGGAUGAAUGAAUGGAUGGAUGGAUGGAUGGAUGGAUGGGUGGGUGGGUGGGUGGAUGAAUGAAUGAAUGAAUAAAUGAAUUUAUGAGCUAGAGAGCAAAUGGGGGAGAGAGAGAGCUACUUGCAAGAAUGAAUGAACAAAGCAGAUAAAAGAAGAAAACGAGUCCAUGUUGACUCGAUGUUAUAUCGAGAACAUGAUCGUACUUCGACUUGUACAGUCUUUAGUUUACGAAGUUUGAAGUCAUUGUUUUACAUUGUUAAGCAAAGGUUGUAGUUUGUAAUGAUCUUGAUUUCUAUCUAUUUUGAACAUCCUAUUUCCCCGUCCCCGCGAAUCAUCCCAUGCCAUUCCCUUUUCCCGUUUUCUUUCUUUUUUCUAUUUCUAUUUUAUUUUGUUGUUUCAUUUAAUGUACUCAAUUCCUUUAUGUUGAUAAUUAAUAAUGAAAGAUGGACAUGUAAUUCUCCAAACAACAUAACACUGUCUGCUUAUUAUUAUUCUUUUUUUUCUUUCCACUAUAUAUAUAUUGUUAUGCGGUGUGCGACCAAUGAGAACCCAAACACGAAAACGACGUUGGAGACUUACGCGUACAAGGAUCGAUUUAUACAGAUUCAGAUACUUUAAGAUGGCGAGGUAUAGCACGUAACGAAACUUAGAUUAAGGCAAGUGUGUCAUAGCUAAUUAAGAUAGGGACUCUUAGAAGUCGAUAGGUGCUGUAAUAAAACAAAGUUUAACAACGGUCAGAAUUAGAUUUUCCAUGAAACUUGAAUAAGGACAGGGCAUAAGCCACACUAAAAGUGCCCUUAGUUUAUUUUGGAUCGUUUAAAAACGCUAGUCUUUGUGUGAGAUAAUGUGGGGGUUAGAUAGGAUCUUCUAGAACAGAAAAAAAACAAAACAAAAGAAAAAAGAGUGAGAAAAUGAAAAAAUGUAAGCGCACGCGCGAGAGAGAUUGAGGGAGAGAAAGAGAAAGAAAGAGAGAAUGUGUGAGAAAGAGCACGUGGUGUGUAGGUAUAUGCAUACAUUCACUAUGCAUACUUCAAAAUCAUCUGCCUAUUACACGACACCGACUGCAGACACUGUUACUGUAAAACUGCACACUGCGAGUGCACGCUCUCUGCCAUCCUAUACGUUGUAUAGGAACGUGCACCGAUCAGUCUUAGAGUUACUUACGACUAUGGUUUGGUAUAUUCAAAAUGAAAAAAAAA